Molecule: messenger RNA, 465 nt
Organism: Rangifer tarandus platyrhynchus (Svalbard reindeer)
Lineage: Eukaryota; Metazoa; Chordata; Mammalia; Artiodactyla; Cervidae
Source: the annotation of a GenBank genome assembly
AUGUCCAAAGAGGUCAAAAAUCCUCAAAAGCCCAGCGUUCGUGAAAACGAAUGCGACACAAACCACUCCUUUUUAACAAUAAAGCGAAGUCCGAGGAUGCCCAACGCGCUGCGCAGUCCUGCCGCGCGUCCCCAAGUCCCCCCAAGCGGCCCCUCCCACCUCCGAGUGCCACCGCCCUGCGGGGGGGCGGGGCCGGGACGGCGGCGACGUGCUGACGUCAGGGCGUGGGGACAGCCCGGCGUCGUCCGGCGCGGGGAAGAGCCGGCGGGGCCCGCUGCUGCCCGUUCAGUCUGCGUGGUAGCGGAGGUCCGCGUCGGCUCUCUCGGCCUUUUGCCCUUCCCCUCGUCCCGGCCUCCGCGGCCCGGGCGGCUGGCCCGUCGUGAUGCGGUCGGCGCGCCCGGCGCGGCCCCGCUGAGGCUCGGCGAGGCGGCGAGCGCGGCUCGGGGUCACCAUGCCUACCCGUGA